Frankliniella occidentalis (western flower thrips) is the source of this 6596-nucleotide messenger RNA. RefSeq names its product putative 1-phosphatidylinositol 3-phosphate 5-kinase (gene fab1). Gene Ontology annotation, biological process: intracellular signal transduction; phosphatidylinositol metabolic process. Gene Ontology annotation, molecular function: 1-phosphatidylinositol-3-phosphate 5-kinase activity; ATP binding; metal ion binding. The record is from RefSeq and is a predicted model, not a curated record. The transcript is spliced from 29 exons. NCBI's taxonomy places the organism in Eukaryota, Metazoa, Arthropoda, Insecta, Thysanoptera, Thripidae. Bases 217 to 6033 code for a protein of 1938 amino acids.
CCGCUAUGAAUGAAAAAUUGUUUAGUCAGUAAUUAUGUCAGCUGUUCAUGCUUGUUGACAAUGGGCAAUUCUUCUUGUUUACUUUGAUAAUCUUUAAUAGACGUCAGAUAGUUGUAGUAUUCUAGUAUUCAAUAUUUCUAAUGGACAAAAGAAAAUUUAUUUUACCUAGAAAUGGUCUGAAGAUAUAUUGGUCGUCAACAAGCAUUCAAAGUUGAAAUGGCAGGAAAGAACUUUCAUUCCACAUCUAAACUGACAGAAUUUGCACCAUUGAGCCCCGAGGACAAGCAAUCCGGUGUUAGCAAUUUUAUUUCAAAGUUUUUCAAAACUAACAAAAAUGAAACAAAAGAAAGAAGUGCAUCUUUAUCCUCUGCAAGUGAGAGCAAAAUAUCCUCCAGCCAGCCACAAGAACGAUUGGUUGAAUCCACAUCUUCUGGUGUGAGUCUAUCAGUUGAUGCUCAACCAUCCACUUUGUCAAAUCCUCACUUUGAUGUCAACGUUAGUGAAGGAAGGAGUCUGCCCAAUGUUCUGAAACGUCUUAGUAGUUUAGUUGCCUCAAAAAAUGUUAACCCACAGGGAUAUGGUGAAACAGACCUAAAGCAGUAUUGGAUGCCUGAUUCUGGUAGCCGUGAAUGCUAUGACUGUAGUGAGCGUUUCACUACCUUUCGACGGCGACAUCAUUGUCGAAUUUGUGGACAAAUAUUUUGUUUUCGCUGCUGUAGUCAAGAAGUUCCUGGCAAGAUUUUGGGAUGCACAGGGGACCUACGAGUUUGCACCUACUGCUGGAAAGUAGUGCACUCUUAUUUACAAUCUGGAGAUAUGAGACUGGAUUCCUCAUAUGAUCAUUUAUUAAAGAAUACAACCAUCGGGAGUAUUGAUAAGCAAGAAGAUGAUAGAUUAGGGACCAGUUGUCCCCCCUCCAACUCAUACAACUCCUCCUUACGAAGAAAAACUUCAGUUGGUUAUCAAGAAGAGCGUUUUGCAUUAGGGAGGGGUCAACCUUUAUCAAAAAUUUUUCCAGAGGAAAACCGCACUUGGAUUCUGUAUGCAUUAUGCCAACAGUUAGCCAUCCCUGGGAAAGGUUUGCCCAUGCAAACACGUCGAGCUCGAGUGCACCAAAAUGUAUUUUCAGGGAGUGAGUUGAUUGAUUGGCUGAUUGAGAAUGGCAAAGCAGCUGACCGGGCUGAGGCAUCAGUUAUUGGUGAAGCUCUAGUUGAAGGUAGAUUUCUGGAAUCAGUCACUGAUGAAGGCUUUACAGACAGCUGUGCUCUCUAUCGGAUACUCAGAGCUGAGGAAUCGUCUUUGAAUCAGAGUGGUAGUUAUGAUGCUACAGAGCACUCAUCUGUCGGCCAGGAGGGUCAGGAGCCCUCUUGGGUAAAAGAAAUACCUCAUCGGCCUUAUGAUUCAAAUACAACUACAGAUUCAGAGUCUGAAUCCUAUCUACCAGACAUUGAUAGCUAUAGUAGUGUGCGAUCAUCACCAUCAACAUACCAACUUGAUGUGGAUUUGAAAGGAAAAACUGUUCAUCUUCGUCCUUCACUUGUAUCAUCCCAGUCUCCAUCCUCCCCCACAGCUGUAGGAGAAUGGGUACAACAGUCGGUUGUAACUGCAUCGCCUUCAAGUGAACUUCUUAGUUAUGCCUUGUCACGUUCAUCCCAGAGAAAUCCAGAGAAAGAUCCUGUUCCCUGGCACCAAAUCUCACAGCUGCGUUCUGAUAAUGGAGAUCUUCAAGCCUACACAUCACUGGAUGCUAAGUAUGCUCAACAUGAACAGAUACUUUUGAAUCAGCUCCUGUGUGCAGAAGGACUUUCACAGACUUGGGCUGAAAUAGCAAUGCCACUGAUACAUCAAAUGUCAGCAGUUGUUCAUCCUGAUGCAACCAAUGAUUCUGAGGAAACUGAUAUCAGACAUUAUAUACAGUUCAAAAAAAUCACUGGUGGUACUCGGUCUGAAUGUCAAAUAGUUAAUGGAAUUGCAUUCACAAAAAAUGUGGCCCAUCGGUCAAUGGUCAUCCGUCUUGAAAACCCCAGGAUUCUCCUUUUAAACUGUGCUAUUGUUUAUCAGAGAGUAGAAGGCAGAUUUCUUUCUUUGGAACCAGUAAUGAUGCAGGAACAAAAUUAUUUAAGGAACAUUGUGGCUCGUAUCGAAGCACUCAAGCCGGAUUUAAUUUUGGUCUCUAGAAAUGUAUCUAGGAUAGCUCAGGAGUCCCUUCGGCUUCUUGGUAUAACACUGGCUUUAAAUGUUAAGUUAAGUGUGUUGGAACGAAUUUCAAGGUGUACACAAACUCAAAUAAUUAUGUCUGUUGAUGCUCUAAUCAGACGCCCUCAAUUAGGAAAAUGUAAAAAGUUUUAUCUGCGUACAUUUAACACAGAACAAGGCCUUAAAACUAUAAUGUUUCUUGAAGGAUGCCCAUUCCCACAGUUUGGGUGUUCUGUUCUCCUACGUGGGGGAAAUCAGUCUGAACUGUCUAGACUUAAAAGGGUAUUUCGCCAUAUGAUAUUUUGUCGCUAUCAUUGGCGUUUAGAGCAGUCCUAUCUCAUGGAUGAAUUUGCUCGACCCCCAUGUGCUACCUCUGAUAACUUUUUUGAAGAACCAAACUUUGGUCAUUCUGAACGUAGCUCCCCAAGCUAUUUACCAGAAUCAAGUGGUAUGGACAAUAAACAAAUAUCUGUUGAAAGAUUAGAAGAAUCAAAGGAGGAGAGUGAAAAUCAAGAAAGCCCAGCUGAUAAAAUUGGUACUAAAGGUGGAGGGGAUCAAAGCUCUGCAUCCAAAACCCGCAGAAAGAAUAGUGCAGAUCAACCAGAAGCUAUGAAAAGGGUCACUGCUGAAAGUGUAAGUGACUUCAGUGAUCCUCUUCAUCAGUAUUUAAAUUCAGGAGAGGAAGCACACCAUGUUCAAGUUAAUAACUCCCAAAUUUUGGCUGUUGCCAAAAUACCCUACUUAAACCAGUUCCGCAAAGCAUUGGAUGACACAAUUCUUUCAAUUUCACCAUAUUUGAAGUUCACUGUUCCAUUCCUUGAGACUGAUCAAGGACGAUCUUGCCGUUUGCGACAGUACUUUCCUCUGGAAAUUUACUGGUCCCGUCAAUUUCAUGAGAAUGAGAACUCGCGGAGUCGUGUUGGCACUGGCAUUGGCUCUGAGACCCUUUCAUUCCCUUGCGAUUCAUCUAGUGCUCUGAUGGCCGCCCCAAAGCAUCCUUUUAUGGAUAUGAAAAUAACACUUCCUGCUACAAGUUCUGAGAUACUUGAAGUUUUGGCUCAUUUUCGAGCCUGUGGAGGGCGGAUCUCAAUCGAUCAUUCCAUUCAGCCACAGCAGUACAGUCAUUCGGCGCCACCAUUGCCGGCAUCAACAUCUGAUGACAGCAAUACUGAUGUGCUUGACCCUGGAAAUCAUCUGCAUUUGUCUGUCCUAUUUUGUAGCUUUUCAACCUUUCCACAGAAUGCCCCUGCAUUUUGUGUUAAUCCUUGGGUUGUCAACAUGGACUUUUAUGGGCGCAAUGACAUUUCUCUGGGAAACUUUUUGGAACGCUAUUGCUUUCGAACAACAUUUGAAUGCCCUUCACAGUCUUGCUCAACAUCUAUGCUUCAACAUGUCCGACGCUUUGUACAUUACCCAGGUUGUGUUCAGGUGACACUGCAGCUUGUAGAAGGAGUUGGUUCUCUUCCUACUAACGACCAUAUUCUCAUGUGGAGUUGCUGCAGUUUGUGUAGUGUGGUUUCCCCUGUCACUCCCAUGUCUCCUGAUACAUGGGCUUUGUCAUUUGGUAAAUACCUGGAAUUGCGAUUUCAUGGAAACAUGUAUUACCUCCGUGAAGAGCACGUUGAUAAGGCAGACCAAGCUUCCCUACCGUGUUCUCAUUCUUUGCAUCAUGAUUUCUACCAGUACUUUGGUUAUCGUAAUAUUGUGGCAACUUUCAAGUAUUCGCCAAUAAUGGUUUGGGAAGUUUCAUUGCCACCAGAGACAGUAAAUCUGGAUUGGGAAACUGAGCAUUUGACCCAAGUGUCUGAUGAAAUAAAUGAAAUUGCUGUUGCUGGUCAAACAAUUUUCAGUCAGGUUUUGGAACGUAUCUUGAACACCGAUGACCCAGGACUAAGAUCGCAACUUCAGAAAGAUCAAGCUCAGUUUAAAGCUAAGGUUGAAGAUGCUUUGGUUCAAAAUACUCCUGUUGCUGAAUCUGGGCAUUGGAAAAUCCUGUGGCACUUAGAAGAUACAGUGGUGGACCUGCGUCGCUUGAUGAUUGAUGCAGUGGCCAAUUGGAACACACGUCUAAAGGCUGUUGAUGAUCGAUCAAGAGUCAUGAAAGGAUCAAUGAAUUUAAAUCAAGAAUGUGUUGAUGAGGCUCUCAGUCUAUCUCAAGAGGAGACAGCAAAAGGUGUUGCCAAUACCCAAAGCUUGAACCAAAAUGUGUCUCAGUUUAAUGAUAUAGGGGUUACAUGUGAAGCUCUUAAUAAUCCUACAAAUGCCAGUCAGCCAGAAAGAAAUCAAGUUCUUAUAUCUACCCAGAAAGAGACUCUUCCGCAAGAAAAUGCUAUACACUCUACACCAAGCAGACAAUCAUCUGUUGUUGAUUCGGAGGUGGAUGCUAGUUACGAGACAACUCAAUCAAUGCAAUCCAAAAGUGUCAAGACAAUUCUAUCACAGUUUUUACCUUCAGGCUCCAUACUUUCUCCGAUUCUGGUUCCACCUAAUUUGCAAGAGGUUCAUAUCAUGCCACGUUCAAGUGCUUCAAUACCGAUAGCUGUCCGAGAAAGUCAGCCGAGCACUAUCAUUGCCCAUGCCCUGGCAUCAAAUGAGUAUCAACGCUCUUUAGAAGAAAUUGUGAGGAAUCCACCCGCUGAAGUUAUUAGUACCACUGGAGCACCUAUUGCACCUAAGAAAAUUCAUGGACACGGCGUAAGUGAUCGAGAUCGGGAGCGAGAUAAAGAAAAAGAUCGAGAUAGUUUGAGUGGGGAGUUAUUGCUGUCAUCAGAGCAGCGGCGCGGGGGUGUUUUGUCUUUUUUGCGCGGAUCAGCCAAUGCGAUGGCAAAAGAAUCAGGAAAUAUUGAAGGUGUUGCCUACUCGACAAAUUUAAGUAAUACUACUGCCAAUGCCUUAUCUCCAGAAAACUUGUCUUCAACUGGAGCUUAUAAUCCAGUCUCUGCUCCAGCAAAUAAUCAGCAAAAUCAUACAUACAUUGAGGUGCAGUUCAGUGAUGCUUCUACAAAUUUUUUCUGUCGUAUUUACUAUGCUGAAGAGUUUUUAAAGCUACGGCAUCUUAUUUGGCCCCGAGGGGAAGAAGCAUUUAUUCGCUCCCUGUCUCACUGUGUUGAUUGGGCGGCCAGGGGAGGAAAGUCAGGGUCAACAUUCUGCAAAUCAAGAGAUGAUCGCCUUGUUUUAAAGGAGAUGUCAAGAACAGAGCUUAGUCAUUUUCUUGACAGAGCUCCUCAAUUCUUUUCAUAUAUGACAGAUAAUUUUAAAAGUAACAAACCUACCAUGAUGGCCAAAAUUUUGGGAGUCUACCGUAUUGUUUUCAAAAAUGAUCUGACUGGAACUGCCUCACGCUCCAACCUUUUGGUUAUGGAAAACUUAUUUUAUGGAAGAGAAGUCAGCCACAAAUUUGAUCUGAAGGGCUCAUUCCGAAAUAGAUUGGUAAAUCCUGGGUCCGAACCUAGGGGAGAGAUUGUACUCCUUGAUGAAAACCUUCUAAAAAUUACUCGAGAUAGUCCUCUAUAUGUGCUACCUCAUACUAAGUCUGUGUUAAUGCAGGCUCUUAAAAGGGAUACAGAAUUUCUAACUUCACAGUCAGUUAUGGACUACUCACUCUUGGUGGGGCUUGAUCAGUCUAGAAAGGAAUUAGUUGUAGGAAUUAUUGAUUACAUUCGCUCAUUUACAUGGGAUAAACGUCUGGAAAAUGUUUUUAAGAAGAUGGCCGGUCAGGGGAAAACACCAACAAUAGUUCACCCUGAAGAGUACCAGAACCGUUUUAUGGCUGCGAUGCAUAGCUAUUUUCUUACAGCUCCUGAUAGAUGGUAUGGAUUUGGAAAAGGAUUUGAUUGAAAGAGUUGAAAAGACAUCCUGACUCAACUCACCAAAUGUAAGAAGAGUUUUCUUCCUCACAGUUAUGUGGUUUUCUUUCUGUGAGAUUUGUUUGCCAAUUUUAGGGGGGGACAAUAUUGAUCAGUUAGGUUUGCAGCCUAACAAAAAAAGUUCUAAAUUUUAAACAAAUUCAACAUUGUCCUUCAAAAAUAAUCAUACUACAGUUCAGCAGUUGAAUAAAAGUAGAGUUUCUGUACCUGUGAUAUAGGUAAUAAAUUCUAUCUCUAGAUAGAUUAGGAUUAUAAAAGAGCACUGAAAUAUCAAAUUCACUUGUGUGAUAAUUAGCUCUAAUGGUGUCGUUAGUACUGCACCUUUAUAAAUGUUGCUUUACUGUACACUAUAUUUCAUACAUUUUUAUGUAAUGUGUCUUAUUUUGUCACAUUUCCUUUGUAGUAAUGCUUUCCCUGUGAUAUUACCAUGUGUAACUUUUAAAUGUGAUGUGUUGUCUCGACAUGUCUAUCGUUACCACUCGUUGUGCGCUUUAUAAAUAAAUAUGCUCCAUGUUUAUCAAUAAUUGAAAUUAA